Molecule: messenger RNA, 6727 nt
Organism: Linum trigynum
Lineage: Eukaryota; Viridiplantae; Streptophyta; Magnoliopsida; Malpighiales; Linaceae
Source: the annotation of a GenBank genome assembly
UAAUAUUCCAUAUAUAUUAUGAAAUAUUAUUCCGGUAUGAACUAUUAUUCCGGGAAAGGACACAUAAUUUGUACUAUUAAUUCUUAAUUAUUUUUCAUAUAAAUAAAUAAACUAAGAAAAAAUAAAACUAAAAAAAUAAUAAACAAAAACAUAUCCGUAAAUCCCCCACCCACCUUCUUCCUCUUUUCUCCUCCAAUUUUGCCAAAUAAUCCCACUGGCCACAACCCAAUAAUCCCUCCACCCCUCCAUCAAUCCCCAUUCCGCUGACCCCCACUUUCCAUCCUUUUUCUGGAAUUUUUUUUUCAGAAAUAGCACUGUUUUAAAAAAAUUUACAAAAAUAGCACCUAAUCCUGAAAAAUUCCAGUAAUAGCAUCAUUUUCCAAAAAUCGCCACCCAGUUUGGUCUCACCAUCGUCGCGAAAAAACGUUAUUUGCUACCCUGAACGGGCUUUUUUCGAUUUCGCCAAACUUUGACCGUCCAUAACUUUGUGCUCUGCAAUCAGAACGUCAUGAUUUUUUUUUUUUUGAAUUCACAUAACUUUUUAGCGAUCGUGAUAAUCAGGUGGAAACCGUGAACGAGGGAGACUCCAGCAGUCUUUGAAACUCUGUUCGUGAACCUCGAGAUCGGGCUAAAUAAGGGGGUGAACCCUUCUCCUUCACAUCAUGUCGCCGGAAUCCUCUGAACCUCAUCGGAAAACCGCGAUUCCCGCUGUUUUUUUAUCGAUUUCGGCGACUUUCGGCCACCCAUUUACAAAACCAAGCACAUACCCACUCUUCUCACGUCUGGGAGCUACUUGGCUCAAUUUUUUUUCUUCCGAUGAAUGGUGGUUGGUGGCCAUCGAGGCAUGGUUUGGGUUUGAUAUUGUUAUUUUGAUGAACCAUGAAUCACCUAGAACCAUAUCUCGAUGAGCUUUAAACGUGGUUGGGCUUAAAUAGUUGAAAUCCGAUCCUGUGAAAAGCCUUCAAAGGCAUAGGACCUUAGUGGAAUCCUAAGUGUGGGGGAAUUCUUUUCUCUCCAAUGAAUUGAGAUUGAUGAAUGUUUCCACGUAUGGUGUAUGCUUUUGAUGUUUUGAAGGAUGGUUGAUGCGAGUCACCAGUACGUCCACUACCUGGUGAACCACGAGAAGUAUGGCACCAUGUUUGAGCAGUGGAGGUACAGUGAGGCUGGACCUCACUAGGUGUUGGACUUGGACAUGUUCACCAUGUUCAAGUGCUGGGCAGCGAUGUCUGGACUCCUCAUUCAUUCAGUGGCAACACCUCCUGGAGGUUGACGAGCUCAUCUACCGCGAGCUCUAUGUGGAGUUCUACUCCACCAUCUCCCAUGUCAUCCCGACGAGCAAGCGCAACCGACCGUAUGUGGAAUUUAUGCUAGGAGGUUAGCAACAUGUGCUGACCUAUGAUGGGUUCACCCAGGCCAUGGGGCUUGACGUCCUUGUUCGUGUUAGCACCUUGGUUGGUUGUGUUUUGGACGUCCGAACUCUGAUUCGAGAGAGAAGGUUAGACAGUCCUUAGUCAAUUAGACCAAGAGAGCUACCUUGGUAUCUCAAUCUGAAUUCUUUGGCCUAGAGACCGAGAGAGUAAUGUUCCAUCAUUAGUUGCACUUCCCUUGUGGCUCACAACCACCUCCACCACACGUUUUCAUUCAUUCUGACAAGUCAUGGUCGCUAGUUAGGGGGGCUACACCCAGGUGAAUCCUUCUCAUUUAGAGUCAAAACCAAUUACUUUUACAAUUGUCUUAAUUAUAGAUAGUAGUUUUCAACAAACAACUAAUAGCUAGAUAAUAUUUCAAACAAUCGAAGUAGGGGUACAUGGACCGGCCCGGGUUGAUAUUUAAACAUACUUGCCUUAUAUUGCACCCAAUUAAAGUUUAUACUUGAGGAUCUAAUUGAGAGUUUUCUUGUGAUAUUUGGGACGAGUCAGUGAGUAUGUCAUGGGUAGGCUAUCUUAAUAGAGCAUAUCUUAGAAAUCAUAUGUUAGCUUAUAGAAGAAGCCAUGAUAUAAAAUGUGAGGUUAUUCCCUAUUUACCGAUUUGAUUUGGUUAUUUUUCUAUAGUACAUAAGUGAAGAACCCUUUUUCUAUAGUACAUCUGCUAGACCCACCGCCAUCCUCCUACCAAUUCUGAGGUUUGUGCAUUACUUUGGUCGAACCAGUUUUCACAUGAGGUAGAUAGGCGAUGCAAGCAAGUUCACCUCUAGUGACAUGGUACUUUAUCAUGCACUCGUGCAUAAUUGGUGGCUACAUUCAGCUUGGCUAGUAGUGGACUAUCUCAAGCGGUCCACCAUCAUCUCUUCUCAUCGAGUACUUUCAGGAGGAGGUUAUAUUUGUACUAUUUCCCAAUACAUCGAUGAACCCAGAGAUGAGUUUGGAUUCGUUUUCUGGGAUACCAUGGCAAUGCAUGGGUAUUUUCUUAGAAAGCCAACUUUCAUCUUUGGAGUACAUAGACUGAUUGGAGUUAAAGUAGACCUCGCCAGGGAUGAUUUUCCUAGCCAUGUUGCUUGGUCCGAAGCAAGGAAGCUAGUUGUGCACCUUUAGAGUAUUCAUGAGUAGUAGAGACAUGGAGCCGGCUCAUCUUCCUCAGCACCACCUUCAUAGUAUCAAGAGUUGAGAUAGCAUCCUUGAGAGAAGCCGUAUAGAGGCAAGAGGAGAACUUCUUGUGUACCAAUCUAAAAACGACCAAUGUUGGGAUGUCUUCGAUUAGGAUCGUAGACAGGAACUAGAGGAGACUCGUGUUUGGAGACAACAGACAUAGGCACACCAGAAAUGCUUUCAUGAUUGGAUGCAUGGGUUUGGUCAAAAGUUUGAAAACUUCUUCUCAAGGCAAGGACCAAGAAGUGGUGGACAUUAGUGGAAAUUUCUUUCUAUUUGUGGAUUAUGUUUUUCUUUUAUUGCAUUUGGAUACUAAUAUGGAUCAUAAACUCUAGCUUUUAUCCAUUAUUUAUCAUUUAUUGUUUGUUUUGAAUUCUUAAUUCAAGUAAUCCUAUGCAAUCAAGGAGAGAACAUUAGCUAUUCUCUAUAAAACAUUCGAAAUUAGUACGACAAAUGAGGUAAGUCGUUCCAAAAAUAAAAUUCUCACAAUUAUUUGGUCCAUUGAGGACAAUCUCCAUUUUAAAGUGUGGGGUGAAAUUGUGUGCUAUGUGUUACUUCAUUGUGCUUUCUAUUGCUUUAUAUUUAGUCGAUCAAUUUAAAAAAAAUUAUCCAAGUAAAGUAGUUAUGAUAUGCAUGUGAAAUUUUUUCGAAAUAACUAAAGAUAUUUUCCAUCAAUUGACUUGUUUAGUCUCCCUUACAAGCAUGUUCACGACUCAUCUUACUAUGAAUCAACGAGUCUAGGAAAUGUCACUUGAUCUAGGGAGGAUAGUUUAGUGAGAUAUUAGUGGUUGGUCAGUGACCAUGUUUGAUGCUAGUGCAUCUCUAGUAGAAGUAAAAUUUAUACACGUUGAAUUGACAGCCAACUUGAGGAUGUGUUUUUAAUUGCAUGGAUAGAGCUUUCGAGACCCUUUAAUUUCAUUGAACCUCCACAUAAAUUGAGGUAUAGGAGUUGAAAGAGGUACUCUGACAAUGACAGAGAUACAUAAGUUGCUCUAUAAAUAUAGAUAUAGAUAUAAGAAGAUGUAGAUGUAGGUAGAUGGGUAGAUUCUCAUUCCACUAUAAAUAUAUGUGUAGAUUAUGUAAAAUAUUACUAUGAAAAUGUCAACAACAAAUAUGUGUCUAGAGUUAAAUCAAAAAAAUUAUAAUAAAUACAAUGUAGCCUAACUGGUUGUAGUGUAACUUCCUCAUUUAAGUGACCAAAGGUUCAAAUCCCAAUAAUAACACUUUUUAAUAUAAAAACAUAAACUAGACACAAUUACGAAAAUUACAUAUUUAGAAAGUGUGAUCUUCUUAGAACCACUUUUUGAUCACAAAAUAUAUGUGUAGGUAGGUAAAUAUUUAGUUUGCCUUAAUUUACACAAAAGCACCACUUUGUCUUAAAAUGUUAAAAAUCCCUAACAUAACAUGUGUAAUUUUUGUUGAACAACUUAGACCAUUGGUCUUAUUCUACAUGAGUGUAAAAAAGUCAAUAGUGUAAAUGUUUUUAAGAAAAAUUAUUAUUCUUCAUAAUUUUUCUUCAUAAUGAUACGAAAAUCAGAAAAAAUUAAAAAUAAACAUCCACAAUAUAACAAUAGAGAUGCCCGCUAAAUUAAAUGUUUGGUCACUCAAAUUACAUAAAUCUUUCACGUUUGCUAUCCAAAAACAUUUUUCCUUAUUCGUCACUAACUUUACGAAUCGUUUCAUCGUUAGUCACCGACCAACAGUUUCCGUCAUACUCCAUUAACACCGUAUGAUUUUUGAUGACAUGGCUAACAAGACUGCUGACUUGGCCAUUAACUUAACGACAUGUCAAUUAAAAAAAUUACAUUACACCUCAUUCUCUCCACAAAUCCGCCGCAACCUUUUCUUCUCCUUCCUCUUCGCAACCCUAGUUCGACAGGAACGACAACCGAUUGCAAGCCGGAGUUCUACAUCUCUCUCUAUCAAUUGACCAAGCUGCUCUUCUUCCUCUACCUCUUCUUCGCCGAACUUGCCAAAAUAAAUCACCCACACGUACGACUAUUCUUCUCCUCAAGGUAGGUGGUGGACGAGCGGUGUGGAUCUUCAUUGGUUCACAUAAAGAAUGGUCAGAAGGCGAUUAUCACGCCAUGAGGGGGUGAAAAUUAUCCUCAGACCGUGAAGUGUGCAAAUUCCAACAACCAAUGUGCAUCUCACGGGCUGUGCAAACUUCACAAUCUAACACCGUGAAAAUCACCCCAUGGUCAUUAAAAUAGUCCAAAAUGGUGCACUUUUUGGCCGAGAUCACCGUCCGCUUGCUAUUAUCAUCUCCCGUGAACAGUGACCGUGAAUUCGGCAUUGUCGGGCAUAUAUAAACACAACAGUUGGGAGAGAGGGGAGAGUUGGUUUUUGGAGAAGAACUUGGUUCUCUCUCUAGGGUUUCGACCCAAAACACCAAAGAGGAGUUUUUAGAGAGAGAGAGAGGGACCUUGAGUAAUCUUAGAGCUUAAUUGGAGGCUUUGGUUGAUUUUGGAGUCAAGGACUCAAGCCUAGAAGACGAAGAUCUUGACCUAUUUUUGUAAUUUAUCUUCUCUUUCUAUGAACUAGACCUCUUUCUCUUAGGUUGAUGAACCCUAGAUCUAGGUUUUGAUUUGAAGUUUAUAUAUGUGAAAUAUUCUGAGUUUUAUUGACGAUUUUAUCUAUUUGAUUGAUGGUUUUCAUGAAUUGCAUGUUUUGGAUUUCACUUCAUGUCAAUUGAGCUUUUGACCUAGGAGGGACAUAAUUCCCUUAGAGCCCAUUUUUGGCAUCCCCGAGGGAGUUGAUUCGAACGACCUCCUAAAGAUAUAUGAAUCCCUAGGUUGAAUAGAGCACUACCCCUCCAUAACUUUGGCGUUCCGAGUCAAUCUAGGAGAGCUCCACAACUUGUAAUUAGCUAGGUUAGUGGUUGGCUAGGUUAGUCAAUCUAGUUUUCCUAAUCACUAUUCUAGGUUGGUUAGAUAACGAAACCUAACCUAAAGUAAGGUACACCUAGGAGACCCAUGGUUUGAUAUUGUUGUUGCUUUCUUACCUUAUGCUAUACCUCGUCGUCGGUUAUGCUUAGUUGUCGAUUGGGAUGUGUAGUUAGAGUCGAGCAAAGUUUUAGGCGCCAUUUCCAGGGAUCAUUCUAGGUUAUCGAAAAAACGCUUAGGUCGUUACCAAGGUUGUCAACUCGCGAGUCGACCGCGGGUUGACCCACUUUGACCCUGACCCGGUGACAAAACCGGGUCGUACGCACCCACGGGGUCGACCGUUACAUGGUAUCGGAUUGGAGGUCAAAUUGUAUUAUUUUUUUCUUUGGUUUGCGAAAUACGCCUAUUUUCCGAAUUUUCUAUUCGCCUAACUCAUUCUUUGGAAUCUUUAGUUGAACAUUUGAAUAUUGAUGUUAUAUAAGUGUGUGUGAAUUUUCACUAUAUGUUGGAUUCAAGUACGACAUGUUAUUUUGAUAUAUUAUCAUAUGUUAGAUGAGAUUUGAUAUAAUUUAUCAGGAUAAGUACAAUAUAAUGACUAUUUCCAUAUGUCCGGGCUAGAUUGACCGGGUUUGGGUCAACCCACGGGUUGACAACCUUGGUCGUUACUUUAACUGUUUUUUUUUUGUGUGUUUAGUUUGUGUCGUGUUAACCCACUCUCGUCUUGAAGGGUAUUUGUGUUUGUUUGAUUUUUUUUUUGUGUUUUUGUCUGUGUAGGUUGAAUCAUGCAUGGAUCCCAAUGGCUUCUACAAUGAACAGGGUUCUAUGAUCAACCUCUCUUGGUUUGCUUACCUUGUGUUAUACUUGGUUUGCUUGGGACAAGCAACGUUGAGGGAGUUUGAUUCGGGCAUAAUUACAUGUUUUACCCCCUCAUAUCUUGAUUGUUUGACUUGAAAAUCGUCGUUCCUCGACCAAUUUUACAUUAGGUUGUGCUUCUUUUUCCACAUUUCAGUUCCUAGUACAUGUGGGAAGGUCGAAGACGAGUUUUAGGUCAUUCAGAGGUCAAAUCGAGCAAAAAAAGUGGAGGUUGUGCAAGGUUCACAGGCAGGAGGCAAUUAUCACACCCUGAGGGGCUGAAAAUAUCCCCCAGACGAUGAAGUUGCAAGCUUCACAGGCAAGAGGCAAUUAUCACGCCAUGAGGCGGUGAAAAUCUCCCCCGGACCGUGAAGUGUGCAAAUUCUAUAAACCAUUGUGCAUCUC